Molecule: messenger RNA, 2796 nt
Organism: Debaryomyces hansenii CBS767
Lineage: Eukaryota; Fungi; Ascomycota; Pichiomycetes; Serinales; Debaryomycetaceae
Gene: DCP2
Product: decapping enzyme complex catalytic subunit
Exons: 1
Coding region: 1-2796 (931 amino acids)
Biological process (GO): nuclear-transcribed mRNA catabolic process, nonsense-mediated decay; deadenylation-dependent decapping of nuclear-transcribed mRNA
Cellular component (GO): P-body; cytoplasm
Molecular function (GO): 5'-(N(7)-methylguanosine 5'-triphospho)-[mRNA] hydrolase activity; RNA binding; manganese ion binding
Source: RefSeq, a predicted model, not a curated record
AUGUCUAUUCAAUUAACCGAUGGGUUGGCUAAUCAAUCCGUUGACCUAGUACUAGAAGACUUACUUGUGAGGUUUUUAGUAAAUGUACCCGAUGAAGAUUUAUCAUCAAUAGAAAGAGUUUUUUUCCAGAUUGAAGAGGCACAAUGGUUUUAUACCGAUUUUGUUCGACAAUUAAACCCGUUAUUGCCUAGUAUGAAGAUGAAGAGUUUUGCUACGAAGCUUUUGAAGAAAUGCCCGUUGAUUUGGAAAUGGGGAGACCCUGCGGACGCUAUAUCGCGGUUUGGGAAGUAUAAGUCGACGAUUCCAGUUAGAGGUGUUGCAUUAUUCAAUAAGGACCUCACAAAAGUGGUGUUGGUGAAAGGAACAGAGUCGAAUGCGUGGUCAUUUCCACGAGGCAAAAUAUCGAAGGACGAAACCGAUAUAGAUUGUGCGGUGAGAGAAGCCGAAGAGGAGACGGGGUUCAAUGCUAGGGAUCUUGUCAAUGAAAAUGAUGUAAUAGAGAGAACAAUAAAGGGUAAAAACUACAAAAUUUACUUGGUUAAAAACGUGCCAGAAGAUUACAAUUUCGAGCCGCUUGCUAGGAACGAAAUAUCGAAGAUUCAGUGGCACGACAUGAAGAGCAUACAGAAGAAAUCGAGAUCAAACCCUAAUAACUUCUUCAUUGUGUCUGCAAUUUUGAAGCCUAUGCUCGGGUGGAUUAACAAAAAUAAGGGUGUCUUGAACGAGGAAGAGUUGAUGUUGCAAGCCGAAAUCAAGUUGAAAUCUCUCCUUGGAAUCAGCCAACCAAAGCUAGAAAACUUAGAUGCGGGAAGAGAAUUGUUGAAUAUUUUGCAAGGAGUUAUUCCAAGAGACAGUCAAGUUGGAAAUAACACACAGGCUAUGCCAGCUGCAUAUGACCAAAUUAUUCAAAUGAAUCUUCCUCAACAUUUGCAUAAACAGUUUCCCUUCUUUAACAACCAACCUAUCCAACCUCAGCCUUAUCCUAUCCCAAACCAACCAUUUUUUGUCCCACAAAUGCCGCCCAAUGCGUUUGCCCCUAUGAAUAUGUCUCCUGUGAGGUCUCAACCAGCGCACUAUCAGCCCAUGCCUCCACAAGCGCCUCAUAUUCCAAGAGAACAGGAUUCUUUAUCCAAUGAUUAUAUAAAUCAACAACCAAAUCCUCUGUCUUUGCAAAAGCCGACUUCAAUAGCCAACAGAAGACCAUCAGGUGUCAACUCAAAAGAAUUCUUAUCCAUAUUGAAUAAGCCAAGAAAUAAGGAAGAUGAAAAUACCAAGUUAUCCGAUGAAUCAAGAUCCAAUGACCACGUUAACAAUCGUUCUAAGGCACAACAUUUAUUGAGUUUGUUCAAUAAAGAUAAAAAAACUGCCAGUGAUGAUGCCAAAUUUACAGAAGGUAUGCAAAGUGAUGCUAGAGGUAAAAGCAAAAAUGGAUCGUCGAAUGGAUACGAUCAUGAUUUUGUAAGUCCACAUGAAGCGUCAAACGAAUUGGAAGAAUCUUUGAUAGGUUCAGAUGAUAAGACUAAUCGUAAGGAGGCUGGCAAGAAAUUGACUCUUUUGAAAAGGCCUACUGAUGCAGGAUCUGAAUUAAUGUCCUCUAAUAGCUCAGCGUCGGCGGAUAUCUUAAGGAUGCUUGGAAGUGCACCCAAGGCUGAACCUAAAAAAGAAACAGAAGAUGUCAAACAAAACCAAUCUAACGAAAUAUUGGGAUUAUUGAAAGGUGACAAGAAAGAACCGGAACAGAAUCCAAACAAUAGAGCAACGGCCAAAGAACUAUUAGGCUUGAUUAAUCAGAAGUCCACCGAUAACAGAAAGGUAGAAGAUCAAACACAAUCUUUCAAUACUCAACCAGAACCUGAGAUAAAUACAAGCCCCGAGGAAGAAGAUUUUGACGAUUUUGAAGACUUUGAAGACUUUGAGAAUCUUGAUGAGUAUUUAUCUCGCCAUGGACCCGUUAGUAAUGUAACCAGUCAUAAUUUUGACAUCGCAAGCGACGAUGAAGAUAUCUAUGAAACUCCACAAAAUUCUUCUAUUAAUGCUAUUAAUGAAAUUCAAGAUACUCAUGCUGAGAAACCUGUACCUGAUUCUAAGAAGAACAAGAUUAGACUUCUCAAGCCAGGUGAAAGUUUAAAUGACAUUAUAGGUAAACCUGAUAGAGCACUUCAACAAUCUGUGGACUCAACAGCUGUAAGCAAAAUUCAAGACACAACUCAGAAAAAAGACAAUGUAAAUGAUGGAAGACUGUUAUUGGAUAUAUUAAAUGGCGGAAAGAACCAGAACAAAAAAGAAGUAAACCAAGGCCCACCUAAAGAUUAUAACUAUUCACCAAAUUCGAUGGAUUUUGGCUCGGUCUAUGGCCCCCCUCCAACGAAUAAUCAACCUUCACCUGGAUAUUUUUCUCCAAACUCAGCUGCUGAAAGGACAGCAUUUUCACCAUUCGAAAAUUCGAAUUCCGGUUUCCCUAUAAACUCUCAGACCGAUUCUCCAUCUACUGUACAAUCGCAUAAUAACUCGAAUCCUGCUUCUGCAAGUUUAUUGAGUCUACUUGGGAAAAAACCUCCUGCACAGCUGAGUUACGAACCAUCACCUAAAACGCAAUCACCACAACCUGCAAGUGCAUUAACUCUUGAUGAAAUAGAGGGUGCACAACUUGGUCAUAUGUUGCCUCAACCAGUGGCACCACCUCAAACACAUUCAUAUACUAGUGAAGAUGCAAGUAGCCCAAAAUCGCGCCCCGCAGAAGGUCAAGCCUCAUCAGCUCGGACCUUGCUUGACUUACUUAAAGGAGGCAGGUCUUGA